GAUGUGGGCGGGGCUUGUCGAGAACGCGGAAGUGAACAUACAACGCGCUUAUUGAGGGAAAAUCCGAGUGGCAGCGUUUUAUUUCAGAUUAAAUUUGAGGUUUUUUUAGAAUUAAACGCUUUUACACGUGAACUGUUUGAUUUGAUUUGUAUAAUAAAGAGUUGACUGUCGUGUAACAUGUCAGCAGACACGUGCAGCUGCUCAGAACACGUGCAGUGGUUAAAACAGCAGGUUUCAGUGAUGAGGAAGGAACUCAGGAACCUCAGGCAGAACUUGGAGGGUUCAGUUCGAGCCCACAGGAAACACGUGUCGUCUCUGCAGUCCACUCUGAAAGAUGUCGUGGAUAAACAGCAGAUGAUGAAGAAGAGUCCUCAACCACCAUCAUCUUCCUCUCAGAGUGCAGCAGGGACGGAGCUGUCAUUAGAGACAGGUCAUAUUCGCACCGUCCCCAUCGGCUACAUCACUUCCUGUUUCGCUCAGAAGAACGGCACGCCGAGACAACCGACCGUCUGCAGCUCGUCUCGCGCUUGUCUGAGGAUUCAGUCGUCUGUGUUCAACAACCCUGAACAUGCUCUUACCGGCCUGCACCACUACUCCCAUGUCUGGCUUAUCUUUCUCUUCCACAAGAAUGGACACAUGAGCUAUAAAGCUAAAGUGAAGCCUCCUCGUUUAAAUGGAGAGAAGGUGGGAGUUUAUUCCACACGCAGUCCUCACCGGCCCAACGCCAUCGGCCUCACACUCGCCAAACUCCACUCCAUCACAGGUGAUGUUCUGCACCUGUCAGGUGUGGAUCUGAUCUCCGGCACGCCUGUGCUCGAUAUUAAACCCUAUAUCCCUGAGUACGACUCUCCCAUCACACACACCGAGCUGAACACAGAGGCGCUGAUCCUACAGGAAGUGCCCCCUGACUCCCCUGAUGCCCUGGAGGAAGCAGAACCUGCAGAUGUGGAGAACUCGCUGGUCUCCUCCUCACAACUGGUGGAGGAGGAGAGAUCAGGUGAUGUUACAGGUGUGCUGGAGGAGCUGAGGGAGUUUCUCCUGCAGGGGGCACUGUGUUCCCAGAACAGUGCUGGAGAUAAACACAUGGACACAACCACAGAAGAGCAGGAAGUGGAGCAGGAAGUGGAGCAGGAAGUGGAGCAGGAAGUGGAGCAGGAAGUGGAGCAGGAAGUGGAGCAGGAAGUGGAGCAGGAAGUGAUAGAGGUGUGUAAGUCGAGGAGCAGUGUCGCUUCCUGGAUCAGAAAACCUCCAGUACACACACUGAGUGUGAGAUUCACCCCGACUGCAGAGAGAGAACUCAGCAACUUCCUGCCUCCGCAAAGCUCAGAAACAGGAAGGCCAAAGUUCCAGUUUUUAUCUGGUCCAGAGGAAGCAGCCGCAGCGAUCCGGGGAGUUUUAUCUGCUGAUCCGAGGUCCGUGUACCGGAGGAAGCGCUGCAGCGAUCGUCUCUUCUUCUUCAGUCUGGAUUCGGCUCACAUCACCUGCUGGUUUGGAGACAACUUUGCUGAAGUUGUGCGCGUUCGGCCUGUGAUCACCCUGGAGCCUUAAUCAACCUUCAGCUCUCACAGAUCCACUCCAAUAUUACACAUUUCAGUCUUUAAUAUAACAUCUUAUAAACAAGUGUGUGUUUCUAACACAGUCUUUAAAUCAAGCUGAAGAUCAUGUUGUUGUUUUGCUCAAUAAGAGAGUUUUUGCUGUGUUCAUUCAAAUAAAAUCUCUUAAGAAAAA
Molecule: messenger RNA, 1728 nt
Organism: Silurus meridionalis
Lineage: Eukaryota; Metazoa; Chordata; Actinopteri; Siluriformes; Siluridae
Gene: trmo
Product: tRNA methyltransferase O
Exons: 6
Coding region: 178-1548 (456 amino acids)
Source: RefSeq, a predicted model, not a curated record